Molecule: messenger RNA, 1384 nt
Organism: Aphanomyces invadans
Lineage: Eukaryota; Oomycota; Saprolegniomycetes; Saprolegniales; Verrucalvaceae
Product: tyrosine aminotransferase
Exons: 1
Coding region: 78-1343 (421 amino acids)
Biological process (GO): biosynthetic process; aromatic amino acid metabolic process
Molecular function (GO): L-tyrosine:2-oxoglutarate transaminase activity; pyridoxal phosphate binding
Source: RefSeq, a predicted model, not a curated record
GGCCGACAUCCCCACCACCCACGCACCCACAUCGCCGCCGUGGAACUCGACCACUUCCGCAUUGCCUCCGAGUUGUCAUGAGCAGCACCAACACAAACGCCGUCUGGCACACCAUGUACCCGUCCGAGUUUGCCAACGCCACGUCGAACCCGAUCCGAAAGAUCGUAGACAACAUCAAGCUGCCACAAAACCCCGUCAAGCCCAUCAUCCGCCUCUCGUUGGGCGAUCCGACCGUGUUUGGCAACUUGUCGUGCCCGGACGUUCUCACCGACGCGAUUGUCCGCAACGCCAAGUCGCACAACCACAACGGGUACAUCCACUCGGCCGGGACAGAAGCCGCCCGCGCUGCAAUUGCCACACGGUACGGAUCUGCCGAUGCUCCUUUGACCAAGGACGACAUCAUCAUUGCGAGCGGUGGGUCCGGCGCGUUAGAUAUUGCAAUCACGGGCAUGUGCAACCCCGGCGACAACAUUUUGAUUCCGCGCCCGGCGUUUUCGUUGUACCAAGUGAUUGCAGACGCGCACAACAUCCAAGUGCGCUACUACGACUUGCUGCCCGAAAAAAAUUGGGAAGCUGACUUGGUUGGCAUGGCCUCGCAGAUUGAUAGCCGUACGCAGGCCAUCUUGAUCAACAACCCGAGCAAUCCGUGCGGGUCGGUCUUCUCGAAGGAGCACUUGCAAGCCAUCUUGACCGUGGCCGAAUCGCACCGAGUGCCCAUCAUUGCCGAUGAGAUCUACGGCGACAUGACGUACGGCGGCACGACAUUUUUCCCGAUCGCGUCGUUGACCAAGACCGUCCCCGUUGUGUCGGUGAGCGGUCUGGCCAAGCAAUUUUGCGUCCCCGGGUGGCGUGUGGGCUGGAUUGCCGUCCACGACCGCAAUAACAUCCUCCAGGACAUCCGCACAGCGUACUUUAAGCUGUCGACGAUCGUGCUAGGCGCCAACUCGCUUGUCCAAAGCGCGAUUCCCGACAUUUUGACCCCUGCCCCCGGCAGCGCCGACGAAGCGUCGCUCGCCAAAUUCAAACGCGACUACUACUCGACGCUCGAAUCGAACGCGCAAUUCACGCUCGACUCGCUCAAGACGAUUCCAGGCCUCCACGUCGUCGUGCCCCAAGGUGCCAUGUACGUCAUGUGCGGCAUUGACACGGCGUUGCUCGCCGACAUUGCAGACGAUUUCGACUUUACACAAAAGUUGCUGUUGGAAGAAGGCGUGUUUGUCCUUCCCGGCCAGUGCUUUAACAUCCCCAACUUUUUCCGCGUCGUGUUUUCGGCGCCCCAAGACAAGCUCGCCGAAGCGUACGACCGCAUUCGCGUCUUUUGCCAACGCCACUCGACAAAAUAGAUGCCCAUUUUUAUUCUCGUCCACCGCGUUGACAUUUCCUU